AUGGUUGCAGUAAAGUUGCCAAAGCCUGAGGAGAAGUUGCUAAAUGGCACUGCGAAUCCACAGCGCAUAGUUCAUUUAGAUCUCAAAGGAGCUGCCCCAAAAGUGAAAUACAUGGAACAGAUCUUCCCUCUGUUCUCCUCCCUUGGAGCAACUGGAAUUCUGGUGGAAUAUGAAGACAUGUUUCCAUAUGACGGUAACCUUGGUAUCCUCAGAUCCACCUUUGCUUACAGUGUGGAUGAUAUUGCAGAAAUUAAAAGACUGGCAAAGAUUAGUAAUCUUGAGAUUAUACCACUAGUUCAAACAUUUGGACACCUUGAGUUUGUUCUAAAGCAUGAAAAAUAUGUGGGACUGAGGGAGGUGGAGGAGUUCCCCAACACCCUGAACCCACGCAUCCCUCAGUCUCUGGAGCUGCUGAAGGAGAUGCUCCAACAGGUCAUGAAGCUACAUCCAGAGGCCAAGCACUUCCACAUCGGAAGUGACCAGGUGUUGGACUUAGGAAUGAGCAAGGACUCCAAGCAUGUGCCCCACAGCGGCGACAAGGACCUUGGGAAACUCUUCCUCAGUCACGUUGAUGCCGUUGCCAAGUUCAUGACCAAGACGUGGCCCGGUAUAAAACUGCUCAUGUGGGAUGAAAUGCUGAGGGAGAUUAGCACAGAUGUUUUGCAAGAAUCAGGUUUGCCAAAACUUGUCACUCCAGUGGUCUCAAAUUUUAUGCCAGAGCUGGAUAACACAGCAAUAGGCAGCUGGAUUUCUAAGUACCAAGCAGCAGGUUGCAAAGAUGUGUGGUUUGCAAGUGCAUUUAAAGGCGCAACGGCUGUGGACCAAAUGUGGACCCAGUUUGGACCUCACCUUCGUAACCACUUGUCUUGGUUAAAUAUUGUGACGGCCAUGCACAAAUACCCACAGAUAUCUCUACAAGGCAUUAUGCUCACUGGAUGGCAAAGGUAUGACCACUUCAGUGUGCUGUGUGAGCUUCUCCCUGUUGGCAUGCCUUCUCUAGGAGUCUGUCUCCAGACCUUGAAGCAUGGGUCCUUUAAUGAGAAAGCCCAGGCAGAGGUUCGCCAUAUCUUGGGCUGUGAAAUAAAGCUGGACAAAGAACUUUGGACUAAGGUCAAGUGGGACACAGUGAUACAGAAACUCCGCUCUGAAUUGGAGGCCAUCUAUUACCCUGACACGGUGGAGGAAUGGAUGGAGGAAAACGUCAACUACGAAAUGAACCAGCUGCGGAUGAUGGCGAGAAUGUCACUCUUCCUUGCACUGUCAGAGGAGAUCUUCCAGAACAAGUGCUCUGGUCCACGCCCACCGGAGACAUCAGACACAUCUCUGAACAUAUCCAACCUCACAGUAGAGGACAGUGGAGUGUACACCUGGAGAAUCAUACAAGACAAGGACAUGAUGUUUGUUUGUUAUGAGGGGAGCAUCCACCUUCUGCUCAGGGAUCCGUAUGGAGUGCACUCUCCAUUCUACAGAACAUAUGGUUCACUGCUGGGCUGUGUGCUGCUGGGACUACUAGCUGCUGUGAUCUGUUUUAAGCUAAGGAGCAGAAAAGGAGAUCUGCCAUACGGACAUCCGAGCAGAGAGAGGCAGCAGCGUGGAGAUGAAGAUCUCAGUGAUGUCAUGGAGGAGGCUGAGGAAAGUGUAUGA
Engraulis encrasicolus (European anchovy) is the source of this 1644-nucleotide messenger RNA. RefSeq names its product hexosaminidase D-like. Lineage: Eukaryota; Metazoa; Chordata; Actinopteri; Clupeiformes; Engraulidae. The transcript has 12 exons. Gene Ontology annotation, molecular function: hexosaminidase activity. The coding region runs from base 1 to 1644 and encodes 547 amino acids. Gene Ontology annotation, biological process: carbohydrate metabolic process. The record is from RefSeq and is a predicted model, not a curated record.